CAUAAUUCGACCAUCUUGUCUCGGAUGCUAAGCUUUUAUUUUGGUGUAUUUUGAUAGUGAGGGAAUGAACCCGGAAAAAGGAGUAGUAUCCAGAUGCAGACCCGCACUACCGCACUUUCAGACCCUCACUUUCAGACCCGCACGAUCAGCUCCUUACAACUACGCAUCUAGUGGUACAUUUCAGAAUUGCAGUCACAAUUUCCUGGCGUUACGAGACAAUUUGAAUGUAAUAUAUUUGAGGGUUUUUUAAAUACCAAAGUGGAUAUUAUUUGCUUUCAAGUGGGUCGACAGUUUAAUUUUACUGUAACAUUUUUGGGUUUUUUUAGUACUAAAGUCUAUACAGUAUGUAAUACGCAAUAACAAGUGGGGCGGUAGUUUUGUACGAGGAAGAAUUGGUUAACCUGGCUUACCGUCACGUGGUUUAUGGUUCACGUGGGACCAACAAUACUGAUGUCAUUAGCUGCUGUCACUUGUUAGGUUGUUCUUCGAAGCAGCAGUCAACAUUUUAAGGGCUUAAGAAGUGUGCUAGUUAUUUUCGAAGUUGUUAACGGGGGAAAACAUACUCCCUCCGUAGGCAACAAAACAAAAAUAGCUUGGUCAAACAAGCUGGCUAGCUAAAAGUAAUAGCUACAUUGUAAUGAUGCAGAACUACGUGAAAAUAGUGCAAGAGUUCGUGGAAGAACAACGUGUAGGGAUCGCAUGUGCUCUUGUCGCAGGUGUUGGCGUUUUGGCACUGCAGAGAUGGAAGGCUGGUGGAGUUUGUCGAAGCAAAGCUUGCUUGAAUGGCAAAACAGUGCUGAUCACAGGAGCCAACACAGGGAUCGGAAAAGAGACAGCAGUGGACAUAGCCAAAAGAGGUGCUAGAGUGAUCCUGGCCUGCCGAGACUUAGACAGAGCGCAUGCUGCAGCAGAGGAUAUCAGGAAGAGAAGUGGAAACAAUGAUGUGGUAGUGAAGAAGCUGGAACUGGCCUCCCUGCAGAGCGUGAGAGCUCUGGCCAAAGACAUCCAUGAGCACGAAGAUAGACUGGAUAUCCUCAUUAAUAAUGCAGGGAUAAUGAUGUGCCCCAAAUGGAAAACUGAAGAUGGCUUUGAGAUGCAGUUUGGAGUGAAUCACCUGGGACAUUUUCUGCUGACCAAUCUCCUGUUGGACAAGCUGAAAAAAUCUGCCCCUAGCCGGAUUGUCAAUGUUUCCAGUUGCGCCCAUGAGAAAGGGCAGAUUUAUUUUGAUGACAUAAACCUGGACAAAGACUAUGAUCCAUUAAAGAGCUAUCAGCAGAGCAAGCUGGCUAAUGUUUUGUUCAGCCGUGAGCUGGCAGCACGACUGAAGGGUACAGGUGUAUGUGUGUAUUCUCUACAUCCCGGGGUUGUUAACACUGAGCUGGGCCGGUAUCUUUUCUCAACCAUGGCUCUGUGGAAGAUCAUCUUGUUCAAGCCUUUGUUCUUGAUUUUAAAAUCUCCAUGGCAGGGUGCCCAGACUACCAUCUACUGUGCAGUGGAUGAGGGCCUUCAGAACACCACAGGUCUCUACUACAGUGACUGCGCUCCUAAAGAAGAAGCUCCUCAAGCGAAGAGUGACAGCGCCGCCCGCAGGCUGUGGGACCUCAGUGCCUCCAUGGUAGAAAUGGCAUGAAGACCAACUCCACACACAACUCCAAACCUUUACAUCUUCAUUCCAGUUCUCCAGACCAGUGUAUAUCUAUUGAAUGCUAUGACUAUAUCAAUUUAAUAACAAUCAAGCAACAUAUGCCUAAUGAAAAAUUAACUACAAGUCUGUGUGAAAGGGCUUAAAGGAAUGGUUCAGCAAAAAAUGUACUUUGAUGUGUUAUGGAUUGUGUUGGGUAAAAAGAUUUUUUCCCUUUUGAAACUCCAAUAGAUUAUAUGCUUAAUGCAUGUGCUAAAUAAGAAACACUAGUUAGAACUGUGAUGUGUGUUCUGUUAAUUUGCCCUGUGCCUUACAAUUUAUCCCUAUUUUAUUAUGAAGUGUUUGCGUUUUCCUUUUUUUUUCCUUUUUCACUCUGGAUGCUUUGGAAUUUGAUCUGCGGUAUUGUUUGACUUCCUUAGGGAUUUUGCUUAUAGGUUCAGAUGAUAACACAGCUGAUAAUAAAGGUUAGUUAAUUGCCACAUAUUAACUUCCAUACUGUACACUAAAGUGUGCUUCAGUAAUGUUUUGCAUUGUAAGUCCAAAAUGUUAACACAUCAUCUGAGAGUACACAGUGAGCAGAUAACAUAAUGAAUCCUAAAUGUUUUCUUAUCAAAGUUUUUUUUUGCUCAAUAGAUCAGUUGUUUAAAUCAGGUAUAUUAAACUCCUGUCUGGCAGGGACCCAGUCCUACACAGUCUGGUACCUUUGGACUUUAUACCCCUGAAGGAGCUGAAACUGUCACCGAGAAUGGUAAAGUGUGUCUUCUGGCUGCCAUGCCAUAGUGCAGGCUCUUGGCUCUGGUUGUCAGAGCACAUGCUUGUUCCCCAGGGGACCUGGACUUGAGGCUGGUGUGGUUAUUGCCCUCUUCCUUUGCUGCUGUCUGAUUCAGCUUAUUUGCAAAAUGCGUCAAGAACUACGAGCAGGGAAACCACAGAACUUCAAAGGGCUACAUUCCUGCAGGAGCUGAAUUUGACAUUAGUUUGCAAAGGAUAAUUGGAGUGUAACUAUAUGAAUUGCACAUUCAGUAAUAUAAAUAUAUAUUGUGUUAAUGUUUGUAUUAACCCAUUGUUUUAGUUUUAUCGAAGUGUAUGAUGAACUGUAUACAGUAUGCAAAAGUGGAAUGUUGCAUCAUUUACAACA
Molecule: messenger RNA, 2780 nt
Organism: Electrophorus electricus (electric eel)
Lineage: Eukaryota; Metazoa; Chordata; Actinopteri; Gymnotiformes; Gymnotidae
Product: retinol dehydrogenase 13
Source: RefSeq, a predicted model, not a curated record